Molecule: messenger RNA, 5970 nt
Organism: Gadus macrocephalus (Pacific cod)
Lineage: Eukaryota; Metazoa; Chordata; Actinopteri; Gadiformes; Gadidae
Product: filamin-C-like
Biological process (GO): actin cytoskeleton organization
Molecular function (GO): actin filament binding
Source: RefSeq, a predicted model, not a curated record
AUGGAGGACGCGCGGCGGCUCCUUUUGGUUUCCUUUCCACUGACUCCUCUCCUCCUUGCUCCCUGCACCGCUGUAGACAGCAAAGCCAUCGUGGACGGGAACCUGAAGCUGAUCCUCGGCAUGAUCUGGACGCUCAUCCUGCACUACUCCAUCUCCAUGCCCAUGUGGGAGGACGAGGAGGACGAGGACGCCAAGAAGCUGACCCCCAAGCAGCGUCCUGGCUGGAUCCAGAACAAGGUGCCCCAGAUGCCCAUCAAAAACUUCCACCGCGACUGGAACGACGGCAAGGCCCUGGGCGCCCUGGUGGACAACUGCGCUCCCGGUCUGUGUCCCGGCUGGGCUGACUGGGACCCUAACCAGCCCGUGGAGAACGCCCGGGAGGCCAUGCAGCAGGCUGAUGACUGGCUCGGCGUGCCGCAGGUGAUCGCUCCCGAGGAGAUCGUGGACCCGAAUGUGGAUGAGCUCUCAGUCAUGACCUACCUCUCCCAGUUCCCCAAGGCUAAGCUGAAGCCUGGAGCUCCCCUGAAGAACAAGCAACUGUUCCCAGACAAGGCCAAGGCUUUCGGACCCGGUAUUGAGCCCCAUGGCAACACUGUGCUGCAGCCAGCUGUGUUCACCGUGGACACACAAGAAGCAGGAAGUGGGGAGGUCCUGGUGUACGUUGAGGAUCCCGAGGGCUACAAGGAAGAGGCGAAGGUGAAGCCCGUCAAGAACAAGAGCGGCACCUACACCGUCACCUACACACCCAAGGUGGAGGGGGUCCACAGGGUGAAAGUUUUGUUUGCGGGUCAGGACAUUGACAAGAGCCCGUACACAGUGAACGUGACGAAGACCAUGGGUGAUGCCAGCAAGGUCCACGCAAGAGGGCCCGGCCUGGACGCCACGGGCAACGUGGCCAACAAACCGACCUACUUUGACAUCUACACAGCUGGCGCCGGCAACGGGGACGUGAGCGUGGUCGUCGUCGACCCCCAGGGCAAGAAAGACACGGUGGAGCUCGUCCUGGAGAACAAGGGCGACAGCGUCUUCCGUUGCACCUACCGGCCCGUGCUUCAGGGCCCGCACGUCAUCCACGUGCUCUUCGCCGGCCAGGAGAUCCCCAAGAGCCCGUUCACUGUGAACGUCGCAGAAGCUCCGCCCGUGGCUCCUCCCACCGGAGUGCCCGUGAAAAUAAUCCCUCAGUCAGUGUGCGCCCCUCCUCCGGGCGCAAAGGGCGGCAAGGGGCCUCUCGCGCCCAAGGCGGGUCGACCAACGAUGAACCCCAGCGUCUGCAGAGCCACAGGCCGGGGCCUUCAGCCUAAAGGGGUCCGGAUGAAGGAGGUGGCGGACUUCCGUGUGUUCACCAAGGGAGCAGGCCCUGGGGAGCUGCAGGUCUCAGUCAAAGGACCGGGAGACACCGAGGAGAAAGUGAACGUGCGGGAAGUGGGAGACGGAGUGUAUGAAUGCGAUUAUGUCCCCCUGAAGCCGGGUAAAUACACCGUCACCGUCACCUGGGGGGGGCAGCCCAUCCCACGCAGUCCGUUCGUGGUGGAGGUGGGCUUGGAGGCCGGCUUCCAGAAGGUCCGGGCUUGGGGGCCGGGCCUGAAGACUGGCAUGGUCGGCAAAUCGGCCGACUUUGUGGUCGAGGCCAUCGGCACGGAGGUGGGGACUCUCGGUUUCUCCAUCGAGGGCCCGUCCCAGGCCAAGAUCGAAUGUGACGACCGCGGCGACGGCUCCUGCGACGUGCGCUACUGGCCCACGGAGGCCGGCGACUACGCCGUGCACGUCAUCUGCGACGACGAGGACAUCAAGGACAGCCCCUUCAUGGCCCACAUCCUCCCCGCCGCCAACGACGUCUUCCCUGAGAAAGUGAAGGCCUUCGGACCGGGUCUUCGGCCGACCGGCGUCGUCGUGAAUAAACCGACAGAGUUCACCAUCGAUGCGCGCAUGGCAGGGAAGGGCCACCUCAAAAUCUACGCACAGGAUGCGCAGGGCUGCACUAUCGACAUCCAGAUCAAUGAGAAGGGCGAUGGGACCUUCCUCUGCGUGUACACGCCGAGCAAGCCCAUCAAACACACCAUCAUCGUCAGCUGGGGCGAUGUCAACGUGCCCAACAGCCCCUUCAGGGUUCUAGUGGGGGAGGGCUGUCACCCAGACAAGGUCAAGGUGUACGGGCCGGGCGUGGAGAAGAGCGGCCUGAAGGCCAACGAGCCGACCUACUUCACCGUCGACUGCGGCGACGCCGGCCAAGGGGAUAUCAGCAUUGGGAUCAAGUGCGCCCCGGGAGUGGUCGGUCCUGCCGAGGCAGACAUCGACUUUGACAUAAUCAAGAAUGACAAUGACACCUUCACUGUCAAGUACACUCCGCCCGGGGCCGGCCGCUACACCAUAAUGGUGCUGUUUGCUGACCAGGAAAUCCCGGUGAGUCCGUUCAAAGUCAAGGUCGAUCCUUCCCAUGACGCGGGCAAGGUGCGGGCGGAAGGACCCGGCCUUAACAAGACAGGAGUGGAGGUGGGCGCGCCAACGCACUUCACCAUCUACACCAAGGGAGCGGGAAAGGCCAGGCCAGAGGUGCACUUUGCUGUCUCUGGCGCCGGAGAGGCCGUGCGGGACUUUGAGAUCAUCGACAACCACGACUACUCCUACACGGUCAAGUACACCGCUCUGCAGCAGGGCAACAUGGCGAUUUCUGUGACCCACGGAGGGGACCCUAUCCCCAAGGGCCCCUUCCACAUCUCCGUGGCCCCCGCCCUGGACCUCAGCAAGAUCAAAGUUGAAGGACUUGAUACGAAAGUGGAGGUCGGGAAGGACCAGGAGUUCACCGUCAACUCCCAGGGGGCCGGCGGCCAGGGGAACGUGGGCGUGAAGAUGACCUCGCCCUCGGGCCGACCCAUCCCAUGCAAGACGGAGUCGGACAAGGCCGGCGGCGCGCACAGCGUCAAGUACAUCCCCCCCGAGGAGGGCCAGUACAAGGUGGAGGUCAGCUACGACGGACACCCGGUGGCGGGAAGCCCCUUCGGCGUGGAGGGCGUGAUGCCGGGGGACCCUUCCAAGGUACGCGCCUUCGGCCCGGGUCUGAAGGGCGGCAUUGUGGGUAAACCGGCCUUCUUCACCGUCGACACCCUGGGAGCCGGCGCCGGGGGCCUGGGCCUGGCCGUCGAGGGGCCCUGCGAGGCCAAGCUCGAGUGCCGUGACAACGGGGACGGCACGUGCUCCGUGACCUACCUGCCCCCCGUGGUGGGCGAGUACGACAUCAACAUCCUGUUCGCCGAGCGCCACGUCCCCGGCUCCCCCUUCAAGGCGGCGGUGCGGCCCGCCUUCGACCCCGCCAAGGUGACGGCCUACGGGCCCGGCCUGGAGCGGGCCCGGGCCGGGGAGCAGGCCUCCUUCACCGUGGACUGCUCCCGCGCCGGGGAGGCGGAGCUCACCAUCGAGAUCGUGUCGGAGAGCGGCGCCAAGGCGGAGGUCCGCGUCCAGAAGACGGCGGAGGGCGCGUUCUCCGUCAGCUACACCCCGCCCUUCCACGGCGCCCACACCGUCACCGUGAAGUACGGCGGCGGCGUCAUCCCCCAGUGCCCCAAGGUGAUCCAGGUGGAGCCCGCCGUGGACACCAGCGGGGUGAAGGUGUACGGCCCAGGGGUGGAGCCCAGAGGCGUGCUGCGCGAGGUCACCACCCACUUCAUCGUGGACACGCGCGCCCUCAGCAAGGCGGGCGGCGGCCGCAUCAAGGUGCACGUCAUCAACCCGUCCGGCGGCAGCACGGAGACCUUCGUCACCGACAAGGGGGACGGGACCUACCGCGUGGAGUACACGGCCUUCGAAGACGGUAUGCAUCUGAUCGAGGUGCUGUACGAUGACGUGGCCGUGCCCAAGAGCCCCUUCAGGGUGUCGGUGGCGGAGGGCUGCGACCCGACCCGGGUGAGGGCCUACGGCCCGGGCCUGGAGGGAGGCGUCACCAACAAGGCCAACUGCUUCACCGUGGAGACCAGGGGGGCCGGUACCGGAGGCCUGGGCCUGACCGUGGAGGGGGCCUCGGAGUCCAAGAUGUCCUGCAAGGACAACAAGGACGGCAGCUGCAGCGUGGAGUACGUCCCCUUCGCCGCCGGGGACUACGACGUCAACAUCACCUACGGGGGCCACCCCAUCCCCGGCAGCCCCUUCCGGGUGCCCGUGCGAGACCCCGUGGACCCCACCAAGGUCAAGUGCUCGGGCCCCGGCCUGGGCAGUGGCGUGAGGGCCCACGUCCCCCAGAGCUUCGCGGUGGACUGCACCAAGGCUGGCCAGGCGCCCCUCGACGUCAAGCUCUACGGGCCGACAGGCACCGCUGAGCCCGUGGGCGUCAAGAACAACGGCGACGGGACUCACACGGUCCAUUACACCCCAGGCCAGGACGGGCCGUACUCCGUGGCGGUCAAGUACGCUGACCAGGAGGUCCCCCACAGUCCCUUCAAGGUGAAGUCCCAGCCAGGCCACGAUGCCAGCAAGGUGCGGGCCAGCGGCCCUGGGCUGGACACCAAAGGGGUGUCGGCCAGCAUCCCCGUGGAGUUCACCAUCGACGCGCGAGAGGCGGGAGAAGGGCUGCUCACCGUGCAGAUCCUGGACCCGGAAGGCAAGCCCAAGAAGGCCAGCAUCCAGGACAACAGGGACGGUACCUACACUGUGUCGUACGUACCGGACUCCGUCGGGAACUACACCAUCACCAUCAAGUAUGGAGGGGACGAGAUCCCGUACUCGCCCUACCGCAUCAAGUCCCUGCCCACCGGCGACGCCAGCAAGUGUCUGCUCACAGUGUCUAUUGGAGGCCAUUGUGUUUCUGGUCUCCAGCGACUCCAGACCUCUGAGGACACGGUGAUCACGGUGGACGCCAAGGCGGCCGGCAAGGGCAAGGUCACCUGCAAGGUCAUGACCCCCGAGGGGGCGGCUGACAUGGACGUGGUGGAGAACCACGACGGCACCUUCGACAUCUACUACACCGCGCCCGAGCCGGGGAAGUACGUCAUCACCAUCCGCUGCGGCCAGAACAUCCCAAGAGGCCCGUUCCACGUGGUGUGAGCUUCCAACGAGCCGGUGGCUCCCAGAGACAGCGUGGACCCCCUCUUCCGCCUCAACCUGGUAGUGCCCUUCACCCCACAGCAGGGAGAGAUCACAGGUGAAGUGCGUAUGCCCUCAGGCAAGACGGCCCGUCCACACAUCACAGAUAAAGACGGCACCAUCACUGUCAAGUUCCAGCCCGCUGAGAGAGGCCUCCACGAGAUGGACAUCAAGUACGAAGGAACCACAUCCCAGCCCAUGCAGUCUUACGUCGACGCCACCAACAGCAUAGUGACAGCCUACGGGCCAGGCUUGAGCUAUGGCAUGGUCAACAGGGCGUCCACCUUCACCGUGGUGACCAAGAACGCAGGAGAAGGGGGUCUCUCGCUGGCGGUGGAGGGCCCUUCCAAGGCGGAGAUCACCUGCAAGGACAACAAGGACGGCACCUGCACCGUGUCCUACCUGCCCACCGUGCCCGGAGACUACAGCGUGAUCGUCAAGUUCGACAACAAACACAUCCGCAGCCCCUUCACCGCCAAGAUAGCCGGGGACGACGCCAUCACCCGGACGUCUCAGUUAAACGUGGGUACGGCGGCCGACCUCUCUCUGAAGAUCGCGGAGACGGAUUUGAGCGUUCUGAGCGCCAGCAUCAGAGCGCCGUCGGGGAACGAGGAGCCCUGUCUGCUGAAGAGGCUGCCCAACAGGCACAUCGGCAUCUCCUUCACGCCGAAGGGUGGGGAGCACGAGGUCCACGUGAGGAAGAGCGGCGCGCACGUGGCCAACAGCCCCUUCAAGAUCAUGGUGGGCCAGUCGGAGAUCGGCGAGGCCAGCCGCGUCAAGGCCUUCGAGGGCCUGACCGAGGCGCACACCUUCGAGAUGGCAGAGUUCUUCGUGGACACCAGGAACGCAGGUACGGCCUGUCGUCUGAACAGGGAUUCAGAGUUCACCUGCAUAGCCCCC